UCCAAAAUUUCCAUUACCAAACACUCAACAACACACGGCGGUGGGUGAGGUCCAAGAAUGGCAACCACCACCACCACCACCUGUUCCACCUUCGGAUUGCCCAAACUCCUCCACUCCACCUUCACCCACAAUCUCAACCUUUCAUCUUCAUCAUCUCCUCCUUCCUCCAGAAACCACCCAUGGCUUUCUUCCAAUCCCAAACCAAGAACAACUGUAUCAAUUUCGUCGUGUUUGGUUGAUAGCUCUUCGGUCAAACCAGCUAGCCCCAAAGUUAGCGUUCAAACACGUAUGUGGAAUUGGAAAGGCUACUCGAUUCGGUAUCAGUGUGCUGGAAACAGUGGCCCUGCAUUGGUUUUGAUUCAUGGAUUCGGAGCAAACAGUGACCAUUGGAGGAAAAACAUCCCGGUUCUUGCAGAAUCACAUCGGGUAUUCGCAAUCGAUCUUAUCGGUUACGGUUACUCUGACAAACCGAAUCCCCGUGAGCUUGGAGACGCGCCUUUUUACACAUUUGAGACAUGGGGUGCACAACUGAACGAUUUUUGUACAGAUGUAGUUAAAGAUAAAGCAUUCUUUAUUUGCAAUUCAAUUGGAGGACUUGUCGGUCUUCAGGCGGCAGUGGCGGAUCCGAGCAUUUGUACGGGGGUCAUGGUUAUAAAUAUUUCGCUUCGGAUGCUUCAUAUAACGAAACAACCGUGGUAUGGAAGACCCUUGAUUAGAUCUUUCCAGAACUUAUUGAGGAAUACCCCUGUGGGAAAAUUCUUCUUUCAAACCGUUGCCACAAAAGAGUCGGUUAAGAACAUCCUUUGUCAGUGCUACCAUGAUACUUCACAAGUGACCGAUGAACUAGUGGACGCAAUUCUUCGUCCAGGGCUUGAGCCUGGCGCAGCCGACGUGUUUCUUGAGUUUAUUUGUUAUUCUGAUGGCCCGCUUCCGGAAGAAUUACUGCCUCAAGUAAAGUGUCCUGUGGUGGUAGUGUGGGGCGAUAAAGAUCCUUGGGAACCAAUUGAACUCGGAAGAGCUUAUGGUGAAUUUGACCCGGUUGAAGAUUUUAUAGCGCUCCCUGGUGUCGGUCACUGCCCUCAGGACGAAGCGCCUCAUCUGGUGAACCCGUUAGUCGAGUCUUUUGUGGCGCGCCAUGCAACAAUGAAAAGUUAGUUUUAUGUUAAUAUACUACAGUACAUUCUAUACUUGUUAAUUGAAACCACAGGGAAUUAUUACUGUUUUGUUCUUUGAAUCCGAGUGCAAAAUUUUUACCCAAA
Messenger RNA from Helianthus annuus (common sunflower), 1259 nucleotides. RefSeq lists its product as uncharacterized. The record is from RefSeq and is a predicted model, not a curated record. NCBI's taxonomy places the organism in Eukaryota, Viridiplantae, Streptophyta, Magnoliopsida, Asterales, Asteraceae. The coding region runs from base 58 to 1155 and encodes 365 amino acids. The transcript is spliced from 8 exons.